AUGGCUUCCCAGGUGGAGACCGUGGUGGUGUCUUGCACAGGGGAGGACAAGACCCUGCGCACGCUGGCGGGAGAAUAUGUGGAGGUGGGCAGCAACGAUGGGCGGAAGACGUACCGGAAGACCCACCAGAUCAAGGUCGUGGACCAGUACUAUGAUGUCUUCAUCUACUACUGGGAUGACAAGGAAGCGGAGGAGUGGAAAGGAUGGUGGUUUGGAGACCAGGUCGGCGGCCUUCAGGUCUGGUCGUUUCAGAAGAGCGAUGCAAUGAAGCCGCCCCAGGAAGGCUGGCAGGUGCCUUUCGAUGGGCCAGUUCGAUCUGAGCUCAAUGUGCUGGUGAAUCCCAAGGUGGAGCCAACGGGGGUGACCAAGGUGCCCCCUCCGCAACCCAAAGCGUCAGUGCAGAGCUCUGUCCGGCCUGCACCGCAAGCGAAGUGGGAAAGCACCAAAGUGGAGCCGGAGGUGGUGGAGGUCGACGAUGAGAUGGAGGAUGCAAAAGCAAGAGCUGCAGCUUUGGAUGCCCGGUACAAGCGCCGAGUGGCACAGGCUACAGCCAGGGUCAGCAAUGUGGAAGAGCACUUGAAGAAGGCCUUGGCCGCGCUGGGUGAGCUGUUGCCCACCGAUGGCCAGGCGGUGAUGCAGGCGCGAAAGCAGCUCUUGGUGCAUCAGCAGAAGCUGACGGAGGUGCAAAAGUUCGUGUCCGCCGAGAACUUGGCUGCGAAGACUGCGCCAAUGAUGGUGAGACAGGGGCUGGAGAGCCUCAUCCGCAAGCUCCGGGCAUUGCAGGCCGAGGUCAAGCAGGCUCUUCUGGGCCUUCCCAGUCCGGUGAAGGCUGAGACCGUGCCAACACCCGCCUACACCCCGAUGGAACACGAGCACUUGCAGCAGCUGGAGGAGAUGAUGCCAUCGGUCCUCGAGAAGAUCGACCAAGCGGAGGACGAGGUAGAGAAGGUGACCAUCGCAGCGGCGCCGCUGCAGGUGGAGAGUGGAGAGGAGCUUCGGCCCGUGAUGCUGCAGCUGCUCAAAUCUGCUCGUUUGCUUGUGAAGCUUCAGAAACACACCCCAUUUCCAGCCCUUUCCCGGCCACGCGCGCGACACCGGGACACCGCUGCGGCCGUCGGGCGCCGCGACGGGAUGGCGGGCUUCGAUGGCGAGCGGGGCUCGGUGUGGCGGGCGGCCAAAGCGCAGCUCUACCUGUCCGAGGCGGCACAGGCGCGGUGCCCGGACUUCUCGCAAGGCGGUUGGUGGGCGGCGUUGGGACUGGAGGUGAAGCGACUGGUGGGUGCCGAGCGGAUCCAUCGCAACAAGGAUGCUCUUCGAGAGCUCAGCUGCUUCCAGGAGAUCCUGGGCGAUCUGCACGCGGGGCAGUUCGGCCGCGCGCCCGAGCGGCGGCAGGCGGCCGAGGAGGCGCAGCGGCGCUGGGAGCGGCUGAAAUUGGAAGCGCAACGGCAUGGUGUGAAAGCUGAAACCAUCUGCGAAGUGCCUGCCAACAUCCUGUCCUAUGUGUACAGAAAGCUUGGCAGCAGUGAUGAAAAAAUCACUGCGUAG
This is a messenger RNA of Durusdinium trenchii, 1545 nucleotides long. The record is from the annotation of a GenBank genome assembly. Lineage: Eukaryota; Dinophyceae; Suessiales; Symbiodiniaceae.